AUGGAAGCUGGCCCUACUAAUUGGGAAAAGACCUGUUUUGUGCCUACAAAGUCAGAUGCUCAAGUGGUUGCUUUCAGGAAGUGGUUAAAGAAAUACUCAGGUGGUCAAAUUAACUGGGGAGGCAAGUUCAACAGAGCACUCCCUCCAUCUCCUCCGAAAGAACAACUAAUGGACAGCUUGUUAACGCAGUUCUCUCAGGUACUGGUCACACGUAGUGAAUUGCAGCAGUUGCAGCCUUGCAUACAAGUGUCUCAAUGCACUCGAGGUAGUGCUGCAGGUGAUUUCCAUCGGUUCAAUCGGCAUUGUUGCUGCAACCAAGCAGAACACAAUGUCAGCGGCCGCAAGAACUUCUCUUGUAUUGAUGGCAAUCCUGUGCUUCGCAGCUUCGAGAUGGUUGGCUCGCUUCAUUUACAAGAAUUUUCAUUUCCAUGA
Dovyalis caffra is the source of this 432-nucleotide messenger RNA. The record is from the annotation of a GenBank genome assembly. NCBI's taxonomy places the organism in Eukaryota, Viridiplantae, Streptophyta, Magnoliopsida, Malpighiales, Salicaceae.